This is a messenger RNA of Talaromyces rugulosus, 1491 nucleotides long. RefSeq lists its product as uncharacterized. NCBI's taxonomy places the organism in Eukaryota, Fungi, Ascomycota, Eurotiomycetes, Eurotiales, Trichocomaceae. The record is from RefSeq and is a predicted model, not a curated record. The transcript is spliced from 2 exons. The coding region runs from base 1 to 1491 and encodes 496 amino acids.
AUGGACCUACAUUCUACUGGAUGGGCUACUCAUGUGGGCGCCCUGAUGCAUGAAUAUCAUGUACCUGGUCUCGCUAUUGCGAUUGUGAAUAACGGAUCAGUGUCAUCAAAAGGCUUUGGAAACGCAUCGCUCUCUCCGUUGACACCAUGUACAGCAGACACAGUGUUCGAGAUUGCAUCAUCUUCAAAGUCGUUUACUGCAGCAUCAGUUGCCUUGCUGGUCGACGACAAUGCUAAUUUCCCUGAAGUGCAAUACGAAAGCACCAUGUCUAGCUUACUUCCAGACGACUUUGUCAUGUCGGAUCCUGAAUACACGAAAAAUGUCACCGUGGCCGAUCUCUUGGGCCACCGCAGCGGCCUGCCCGGUCAUGACUAUUCUUACAUGAGCCCACGAGCAACACACCCAGACGACGCUCGUUCUAUUACAAGGAACCUGAGAAAUCUGCCCGUCGCUGCCCCAGUUCGCUCCACAUAUAUCUACUGCAAUAUUAUGUACACCGUAUUAUCAUACCUUGUAGAAGUCAAAAGCAAACUCGGCUGGUCUGAUUUUCUAGACAAGUAUUUCUUCGGCCCCCUCGAUAUGCAAUCGACCGCCUACCAACCGAGCGGCGCCAGAGCCAAGAAUCUAGAGGACCGUCUUGCGAUGUCAUACUAUUGGGAUGAAGAGAAGUCGGAAUACCUGAGCAUUUACACUGCAGAAGACCCCGAGGCGCAAGGUGCGGGUGGAAUUUUCACGAGUGUGAAUGAUUUCAUCAAGUGGGUCGAGGCUUUGAUGAAUCACCCGGGCGUUCCUAUUAAUGACAAUAUGUACCGAGGUCUUUUGGAAAUGCGUACCUUUUCAAACCCGGGAUCGGAGAAUCUAGAUCCUUAUACGUCUACUACAUUUUACACUGCCGGGUUGGAAAUCUAUUACUACAAGGGAUACGCCGUGGUGGACCAUGACGGCCAUGACAAUGGCUGGGGCAGCUACUUCUUCUUCGUUCCUGACUUGCACUUUGGCGCUGUGAUUUUUGGAAAUUCAGAUGGAGCAUAUCCCCUUUCUGCUUAUUUGGCCAAAGAACUAGUCCAUGAGGUUGUAGACGCAAAGUCAUCAGAACGAAAUACUAUGGACUGGCAAUUGGCGCACGCCCUUGUUCUAAAUAGAACCGAAAGCAAAGACGAGCCUCCAGCAAGCACACCACUGCCACAGGAAACCCCUAUCGGGACGUAUGUAGGCAAAUACUCAAACCAGGGGUAUCAUGAAAUGGUUGUCGAAAUCAAGGACGGUAGCCUCUUCGUCAAUGCUACCGAACGCUCAAUGGGGUUUACGCUUACAUUUGAGCAUAUUGCCAAUCAAACAGAGUACAUCGCCCAUUUGAGUGACUGGCAGGAAGGCGGGGAUGAUCCUUUGAAAGCCAUUUUUGUCUUUGAGGGCGACCAUGUGGUAAAGAUGGGACUUGAUCUGGAGCCGGAUUUGCAAGGCUUGAUUUGGUUCGACAAGGUCACAGAAUGA